GCCUGAACCGUCGAAUGGCUAACCUUCGUAUACUUAUCGGGUACAUUAAAUCGCCUGAUUUCAACGUGAAUGGUAGUGCAAGUAGAGUUAUGGGCUCUAGUUCUUGUUGAGAACAUGCCACUUGGAAUAGGGAUAUAAAACGACUUGGUUGCAUGCGAUAAGUGAGCAACUUAACACGGAUAUUUUAAGGAAUUCUUUAAGGAAGAGCCCACUUUUGUAGAGACAACCGCUGUUCAUUUAACAAAAUGUACUGAAAUAACUCUUGCCAAUUAUGUAAUAAAUACGAUUAUGUCCUUAUUUCGGAUACCGCAGAAAAGUGUUCUUCAACCUUACAUUUUAAAUAUACAUUAUUUAUAAAAAUAACUACAAGCGACAAGAAUAUACAUAAUACGGUAAAUUUAAUUGCGACAUAGAAUCAGUGAAAGAUGAGGAAUCGCACGUGAAAAGUGAACGUAUUACAUUAUCGUGGGAUACAAGAUAUAUACGUGUUAACUAUGGUCGGUGUUCUCUGGAUACUUGUGUUUGGGCUACUCGUGCACGACACUGCGGCUGCGACGAAGAAACCUCACAUCAUCUUUAUCUUGAUGGACGAUUUAGGCUGGAACGAUGUGUCUUGGAAUAAUCCGGAAGUGGAGAUGCCGACACUGGACAAACUGGCCCGCAAGGGGGUCAUACUGAACUCGAGUUACACGCAACCCACGUGCAGCCCGUCCCGCGGGGCGAUCAUGACAGGCUACUACCCGUACCACAUGGGCAUGCAGAAGGGCAUCGUGGGCCGAUAUCAGCCCAAAAACUUGCCCCUGGAUAAGGAAACCAUGGCAGAGGCGCUCAAGAAGGAAGGGUACGCAACUCACUUCAUCGGAAAGUGGCAUCUGGGGUUUUGUCACUGGAACCACACACCCACGUACCGCGGGUUCGACUCCUUCUACGGGUUCUACAGCGGGGCCCAGGACUACUACACCCACACUUCCUAUGGUGGUCAUGACUUCCGGUUUAACAAAAGUGUGCAUUAUCCGGGCGAAGACAAAUAUUCCACGACUUUGUUUGGUCGCCGAGCAGCAGAAAUUGUAAGCGAGCAUAACUCGUCAAAGCCACUGUUUAUGUUCGUGUCUUUCCAAGGCGUGCACACACCCCUUCAGGUCCCAUUGAAGUUUUCUAAUCGUUUCAAACAUAUCAAAAAUAAAAGCCGGAUGCUUUAUAGCGGAAUGAUAGCGGCCGUGGACGAUGCUGUAGACCGGAUGUUGAAGGCUCUGCGCGCGCAUAAAUUCAUGGAGAAUUUAGUUAUCGUUUUUACGUCUGACAAUGGGGGCGCUUCCUACGUGGCUGGUUCCAACUGGCCCCUGCGCGGAUCCAAGGCGACACUGUGGGAGGGGGGAACCAGAGUGCCCACGUUUGUGUACAGUAAGACGCUCCUGCAGAAACACGGAUAUGUUCACGACGGACUGGUUCACUCUACGGAUUGGAUGCCUACCUUGGUCGGUCUCGCAGGCGGACAGACAAGUCCAUUCCUGGACGGCAAGAACCAAUGGCUGGCCUUCAGUAAGGGCUGGCUGUCCCCGAGGACCGAGUUCGUCUACAAUAUUGACGAGCUGAAACGGUCUGCCGCCAUAAGGGUUGGAGAUUACAAACUCAUAGUAGGCAGUCCCGGUCGCUACAGCAACUGGUACCCGGUCAGGACCAAACCUUCUUGCAACACAAGGGGAGCCAAAGGCGGCUAUAUAUUUGAAGAGAAACAGCUCGAAAAGGCGCGAAAAGCCGAGAUGAAGGCGAACCAGGCAGACAAGGCGUGGUGGUUCUCUUCCCCCGUCAAAUACAUUGGAGGCGUCGCUCGCGUCGCUUACCAGGCGGCGAGAGGAAAUAGGGCGUUCCGGCUUAUAAAUGACUGGUACCAGAAUUACGGGUGCGAUCGUCUGGAUGAAGCGAUAGAGAAGGAGGAUCCUAAACUGCUCAAGGCGAAAGUGCAGCUUUUCAAUAUUAGAGAGGACCCGUACGAAAAGCAUGACAUCGCCAAACGCAGACCCGUGAUACUGAAGAAGAUGAUGAGGAAACUGAAGGCCUUCAAGACAACGCUGGUACCCUCGUACAACCCACCCGCAUCCAAACUCGCCAAUCCGAAGAACUUUGAUGGGAUCUGGUCCCCGGGCUGGUGCUGAGGCGAAAGUCGAAAGUGCCGCGAACGGUUUGCUUAAUGACGUCACGAGGUUCAAUAAGCGACCUCACGAGUUGUCCGGAAUCUAAGUCAUUGCUUUUUACGUACUAUUUUCAAAAUUACUUCAUUCGUCUUUUUUUAGGAAUCGCGUCAUUUAGUGUUAUUGUGUUUCUUUCUUUAGAUUUACGAAAUGGUGCACGUGAUUUUUAAAUGACAUAGAUGCGACGCGCCGUCUAUGUUUGAAGCUACGUCAUCACUGCCGGAAGUUACGUCACAAUUGUGGUCAAGUGACGGACGAUCAGAAUCUACUGAAACACAAUUUUCUCGAAAGUAUAUUGAGAUCUCAUCCAUCCGAAAAAUUCUAGAUCGAAGAAAAGCCAGUACUUUUAAUAUAUCAUGUGUAAAUAUGCGUGUUUACUUGAACAUUAUAGAGCUUGUAACACAUGGUCUGAAAUCACAAACAUAUUUUGAGACGUAAAAAUAAACACUAUUCUUGAAAUUUAAUUGUUAAAACAGCGCUUUAUGUUGAUGUUGGUCCUUUCUUAUUUAGCUUUUCAUAUCCAUGUAAAUGUGUAUACAAGGUUGUUUAUUAACAUCUAAUCAAAAGCAUCUUACACACCUCAUGGUGUUUAACAUAAACUAUUUCUGACAUCAGAGAUGCAAAUGAAAUAUUUAACCUUUAUUGUUUUCUAUGUGCUGCUUUUUAACAAUAAAUGUAUUACUCAGUUUCGUAUCCAGAAGGGAUAAAUAUAAAUUGACACAGAACAA
Messenger RNA from Dreissena polymorpha, 2917 nucleotides. Its product is annotated as arylsulfatase I-like. Lineage: Eukaryota; Metazoa; Mollusca; Bivalvia; Myida; Dreissenidae. The coding region runs from base 495 to 2153 and encodes 552 amino acids. The record is from RefSeq and is a predicted model, not a curated record. The transcript has 14 exons.